GACGAAACCUAAUUAAUUAGCUAGCUACCACCAAUCUGAUCCUUUCUCCUCCGUCUCCGGCCGUCUUUAUAUAUCUAUCCAUCUAGCUACCGCCAUGGCGAGCGAGAACUACUGCGACUUGGACCGAGAUCUCCCGCUAAACGUACUCCGUGGCCGUUCCAGAAAACGACGACGAACGAUCCGUUCAGGAUUAGCAAACCAGCACCAGCUUCCUCCUCCCACGACCAUAAACAAACUCGGCGACGACCUCCUGGUAGAGAUUCUGAUCCGCGGCCUCCCAAACCCUAGAUCCGCUUGCUCCUCCAAACUCGUCUGCAAGCGGUGGAGCUCCCUCAUCUCCGGUCCCCGUUUCAACCGCCGUUUCGUUUCUCGCGGCCGGGAAACGAACCCGCCGAUGCCGGACGAUCCGUUGGAGCUGCUAGGGAUCAUCCGCGGCUUUCUCCCUCCCAUGCCUCAUGGAGUUGUAGACACUCUGAGAGUUUUGGACUGCAACAAGGACUUGGUUUUAUGCGGGUUUUGGGAUCUAGGUGAAGAUUACGAGAAGGACGAACGAAGCAGGUCGUACUUGGUCUGCAAUCCGUUUACGAAGCAGUGGAUCGCUCUUCCUUUAGCACCUAGGAAGCCUUGUCGCGGCAGUUAUCGGGAGCAAGCAGGGUUAGUUUGUGAACCCAGUAUUUCUCACAAGCUUGAUUUGGGAGAUGAUGAUGGCGAAGCGUUUGUUUAUUUCGAGUAUCGUUUUCGGGUGGUGCGUACAUACAUAGACGUUUUUGUUGGUUCAAAAAUAGACGUGUUUUGUUCGGAGACGGGAGAAUGGGCCAAGGAAGCUCUUGUUUGUCGUAACGAGUUUAUCCUUCAAUCCCUGGUUUCAUGCAACGAGGAGUUGUUUUGGGCGUAUGAUAAAGAUCCCGAUGUUCGUAAAUUUUGGGUGGCUAGGUUUAAUCCUUUCCGUCUUGAUAUGCCUCCCGCUUCUAUCGAUCCUCCUGCAUUAUUCUCCGUGGAAAGAAAGUGGUCCGUUUACGUCUCACAAGGUGCUUUGCACUUUUUGUUACUAGAAAACGAAACCAUACCCGUUCGUUUCACCGUGUGGAGACUCGAAGAAGAAGAAGGCGAUGAUCAGUACCGUUGGGGGAAACAGUUUGAGCGAUCGCUGAGCGAGACAUCAAAGUGCUGCGACUACGACAUCGUUGGGGAUGGCUGUCGUCCGCUUGGUCUACAUCCACACAAACCGGAAAUUGCCUUCUUUCGUUGCAACGCCGGCAAGAACAAGAAUGCGAUAUUGUGCUACGAUGAUUCGGCAAGGGAAGCAGAGCUGAAGGUCUUUGGCGAACUAGCAGGGUUACCGGACGGUCAUGGUCUCCGGGUGUUCCAGCCAAGAGUUUGUUGCUGGCCGACGCCGAUUCCAAGGUACAGGGAGCUGCAAGGCGUCUACGAUGGAAGCUAUAGCUUUUGGUUUCAGACUCAGAGCAAAGCAAAAACUCCCCCGCUCCCUCCGUUCCCUCAUCAAUUGGUAACGUGAUUAAUUGCCUUUCUUCAUUCUUUAGCUACUUGUCCUUAGUGAUGGCAAUUCAUUCUUUAGCUACUUGUCCUUAGCUACUUGUCCUUAGUGAUGGCAAUUCAUUCUUUAGCUACUUGUCCUUAGUGAUGGCAAUUAGGCAGGGGUCGGGCAGGUAUCUCAAUAUCCACUCGUCUCUGUACUAAGUGCGAGUCGGAUCAAGUAAUAUUCGCACGGGUACAGAACAGGAUGUGUGUCGAUUCAUUAUUAUAUUUUUUUUUUUGAAAAAUGAGCGUCGAUAUUUAACUCUUUUACAAGAAGUCGUAAAAAAAAUAUUUCAUAAAU
This is a messenger RNA of Linum trigynum, 1837 nucleotides long. Lineage: Eukaryota; Viridiplantae; Streptophyta; Magnoliopsida; Malpighiales; Linaceae. The record is from the annotation of a GenBank genome assembly.